AUGAGGAAAACUUCUAAAUUCACUACUUUUUCUUUACUAUUUUCUCUGGUUUUGCUGAGUGCUGCCUCGGCGCAGAAUUGUGGUUCACAGGGCGGAGGCAAAGUUUGUGCAUCGGGACAAUGUUGCAGCAAAUUCGGGUGGUGCGGUAAGACCAAUCACCAUUGUGGUUCUGGCAAUUGUGAAAGUCAGUGUCCAGGUGGCGGCCCUAGUCCUGUUACUGGUGGGGACCUCGGAAGCGUCACCUCAAAUUCUAUGUUUGAUCAAAUGCUUAAGCAUCGUAACGAAAAUUCUUGUCAAGGAAAGAAUAAUUUCUACAGUUACAAUCCCUUUAUCACUGCUUCUAGGUCUUUUCCUGGCUUUGGUACAAGUGGUGAUAUCAAUGCCCGUAAAAGGGAAAUUGCUGCUUUCUUUGCCCAAACCUCCCAUGAAACUACUGGAGGAUGGCCUUCCGCACCUGAUGGACCAAAUCAAUGUUUCAAAAGAGCAAAGCCAGAAUAUCUCAAGACGAGCUCUGAAAUUAUUAUUCACCUUUCUUCCUUAAAGACCCAGUUUCGAUGGACUUAUGGUGUUCUAGUGAUGGUGAAAACGCACAGAAUUGUGGUUCACAGGGCGGAGGCAAAGUUUGUGCGUCGGGACAAUGUUGCAGCAAAUUCGGGUGGUGCGGUAACACUAAUGACCAUUGUGCUUCUGGCAAUUGUCAAAGUCAGUGUCCAGGUGGCGGCCCUGUGUCUUAUUAUGUGUAUUUUCACAUUUAAAAACAGCAACUACAACUAUGGGCCAUGUGGAAGAGCCAUCGGAGUGGACCUUUUAAACAAUCCUGAUUUAGCAGCCACAGAUCCAGUCAUCUCAUUCAAGACAGCUAUCUGGUUCUGGAUGACCCCUCAAUCACCAAAGCCUUCUGGCCACGAUGUCAUUAUUGGAAGAUGGAACCCAUCUGCCGGUGACCGAUCAGCCAAUCGUCUUCCUGGAUUUGGUGUCAUCACAAACAUCAUCAAUGGUGGCCUAGAAUGUGGUCGUGGUAAUGACAACAGGGUACAAGAUCGAAUUGGGUUUUACAGGAGCUAUUGCAGAAUUCUUGGAGUUAGUCCUGGUGACAAUCUAGAUUGCGGCAACCAAAGGCCUUUUGGCAGCUAAUUCUAUGGAAUAACUUUUCAUUAUAUGUUUUGUUGUAUUCUCGCACAAUGCAAGGAUCAACGAUAAAAUGAAGUUAUAAUAAUAUGAUUGUAGUUUUAUUAGUACCAUGGCUAUAUAUAUAGUCGUGUUCAAUAAUAAAUAAAGAUUUUUAUCUAGGAUACAUAUAUCUCA
Solanum lycopersicum (tomato) is the source of this 1305-nucleotide messenger RNA. RefSeq names its product endochitinase-like. Gene Ontology annotation, biological process: carbohydrate metabolic process; chitin catabolic process; defense response to fungus. Gene Ontology annotation, molecular function: chitinase activity; chitin binding. Lineage: Eukaryota; Viridiplantae; Streptophyta; Magnoliopsida; Solanales; Solanaceae. The record is from RefSeq and is a predicted model, not a curated record.